GAUCAUGGCUUUGGUGACACUACAGCGGUCUCCGACCCCGAGCACCGCCAGCGCCAGCACCGCCAAGGACGAGACGGAUUUUGGAAGUGAUGAUGAUAGACGGCUGAAUCAGAGUCUGAGUGAAAGUUUUUUCAUGGUGAAGGGGGCGGCACUGUUCCUGCAGCAGGGCAGCAGCACACAGGGUCAGAAAACUCACCCCCAUCACAAACAUGCAGGAGAUUUACCUCAGCACCUCCAGGUGAUGAUCAACAUUCUACGCUCGGAGGAUCGGAUUAAACUGGCGGUGAGUUUGGAGAGCGCUUGGUCGGACCGGGUCAGAUACAUGGUGGUGGUCUACACUAGUGGGCGGCAGGAUACGGAGGAGAACAUUCUGCUAGGGAUGGACUUCAGCAACAAAGACAGAAGCUGCUCUAUAGGGAUGGUGCUGCCCUUGUGGAGUGAUACGAAGAUCCAUUUGGAUGGAGACGGGGGUUUCAGCGUGAACACCGCUGGCCGCACGCACAUCUUCAAACCCGUCUCGGUUCAGGCCAUGUGGUCAGCGCUGCAGGUCCUGCACAAGGCGUGCGAGGUGUCGAGGCGGUACAACUACUUCCCCGGUGGGAUGGCGCUCACCUGGACGGGGUACUACGAGAGCUGCAUCUCCUCGGAUCAAAGCUGCAUCAACGAGUGGAACGCCAUGCAAGACCUGGAGACCCUACGUGCCGACUCCCCUGCCAUGUUCGGGGACAAACCGACGGAGAGGGAGCGAACCGAAUGCCUCAUCAAAGCCAAACUCAGGAGCAUCAUGAUGCUGCGAGACCUGGAGAAUGUAACGUCCAAAGAGAUCCGUAACGAGCUGGAGCAGCACAUGAACUGCAACCUGAAGGAGUACAAGGAGUUCAUAGAUAACGAGAUGCUGCUGAUCCUGGGUCAGAUGGAUAAAGCUACGCUCAUAUUCGACCAUCUCUACCUGGGUUCUGAAUGGAACGCUUCCAACCUAGAGGAGCUACAGGAGAGCGGAGUGGGCUACAUCCUAAAUGUCACACGCGAGAUCGACAACUUCUUCCCGGGGACGUUUUGCUACCACAACGUGCGCGUGUAUGACGAGGAGGCCACAGACCUGCUGGCGUACUGGAACGAGACGUACAACUUCAUCGUUAAAGCCAAGAAGAACCAGUCUAAAUGUCUGGUCCACUGUAAGAUGGGCGUGAGCCGCUCGGCGUCCACGGUCAUCGCCUACGCCAUGAAGGAGUACGACUGGUCCCUGGACAAGGCGCUCAACUUCGUCAAACAGAAACGCAGCAUCACGCGGCCCAACGACAGCUUCAUGAGACAGCUGGCCGAAUACGAGGGCAUUCUGGACGCUAGUAAACAGCGCCACAAUCGUCUCUGGCGCCCAGACUCCGAAUGCGACCACCCUGACUGCCAGCGAGCGCCGAGCUGCAACGCCGACUCUUGCUGUGAUUCCACCACCCACUCCUCCCCUCUCGGAUUGGAACUCGACCCCUCUGACCCCCAAAGCCACAACUACUACUUCCGGCGACUGUCGGACUCGGCGCUGGACAGCGAGCCGUCCACGCCGGUUCACCCCCCGCCGCCGCUGCUCGACGUGGACCGCGUCUUCAUUGAGAUCGAGGACGUGGAGCGCGACGCCCUUCUGGACGACGGGGCGUCCGGGGCGCCUGGUUUCACCGCGCCCGCCGGAGAGGGCACGGCGGCUCAGACGUGCACCAGGGGGCCGGAGUCGGUGGAGGAGCUACGUCUGCGUCUGGAGUUCAACACGGUGGAGGAGGAGGACGAGGAGGAGGCAAAGAAGGAGCAGGAGGAGAUGCAGGCACUGGCAAACGGGGCGAGGAGAGGAGGAGGAGGAACCAUGAAUCACCUGUGCAAUGAAAACUCUAAUAACAACAACCACCUCCGAGCACAGAGCAGCAUCACUGACGCCGUCCUCAAGAAGCAGACGAAUAAACCCAAAUCACCGCCCUGCUCUCUCCAAACUCCCAAGUCUUGCUCUGUCUCCUCCAGCGGACAAGAACUUGCACCCUUGUCUCUCUGUAACGUGGCUGGUACCUCGUCUGAGGCGUCUGCGUCCGGUCGGCUCGGGUCCUGCGGGCCACAUUGUACCUGCGGUCAGUGCAUCAAGGCGCCGGACAAGCCUGAGAGCCAGCUGCUAAAACUGGACCUUCAGCAUAUAAAGGACAGAAUUGUGAAGGGUGAAGAAACAAGCCGAGAGCGGGCGGGGCAGAGGUCUCCGGGCGCUCCUAGAGACGGAGGUUUGAUUCCAGGGUCGCAGCAGCAGCAGGAGACGUUAGAGCAGCUAAAAAGGUCCGGUUUGGUCCGGCGGCGGACUGAGCGGCUGGAGAAACUUUCGGGUUUGUUUCAGGAGCGGGCGCGGCCCCGCGAGCACCCCGGGACCGCCGCGCAAGACUCGGCGGAGACGCCCGAGCGUCCCUCUGCGUCUGUCAACCCUCACUCCGGGUUGGGCAUCACGCCCUCUGACUUUUGGACCUCGGUGCCGCCCGCGUUCGAAGGCUCGGGGCUCCUGACGCCGGUCUCGUCCCCGCACGGCUCCACGCUGACGCGCAGCUCGAGCAGCGACAGCAUCCGCAGCGUCCGAGGCAAACCGGGCCUGGUGCGCCAGCGGGCUCAGGAGAUAGAAACCAGGAUGCGCCUGGCGGGUCUCACGGUGCCGUCCUGCCUCAAGCGCUCCAACUCGUUAGCCAAGCUCGCCAGCCUCACGUUCUCCUCGGAGGACCUUUGCUCUUCGGCGUGCUCCUCGGACGCCGGGACCCUCCUGUUACUCACGCUGUCCCCGGAGCCGGAAGGUACGAUGAGCCCGAGCUGGGACGGCGCCAAUCGAUGCUCCGCCACCGCGGCCAUGGAUCUCCACAGUCCAGACAGAACAGGGUCCAGAAGUUGACGCUUGAGAUGAUAUUUUGGAGACACCCAGCGGUUCCUCGCCCUGGUUAAUCAGGAGGAUUCGUGACUUGGGACUCUCUUUUUGGGAAUGAAAGACUUUGGAGUGAAGGUUUCCUUCCCAAAAUGUUUUUAGCUUUAUUGAACGGACGGAGGGCGACCUUGAUGAGGUUCUUGCGAGGUCUGUGGAUUAGUGGUGCUCCACCUUACAGGGUUUGCGACACAUAUGAAGGCUGCCUUCAUACAGACCUUUUCCUUUAAUUUGUUUCUCGAAACAUCAUCCUGAGCUGUGAACACACACUAUAUGGACAAAAGUAUUGGGACACCCCUUCUAAUUAUUGAAUUCUUUCAUUUCGUGCCCAUAUAAAGACUCCAAAGCUCCAGUGUCCUGACCUCAGUCCCACUGAAGCAACUGAGGCUUUAUUGACCAACAUCAGCCCAGCCAUAUGAAUGCCAAAUAUAAACAAGGUCACUCUGCUUUAAUAAGCUCCCAGUGUCCAAACACUUUUAGCCAAUAUCGUGUACCUGUACUGUAUUCCAUUAUGGAAAACAAGGGGAUCCAAAUAUUUUGGGACGCCUCUUGUGGUCCGAAGGCUUUCAAAGGCACAAACUCUGAGUGCUCUCGGGUUGAACCUUUAGGAAACCAUCGCUUGGCUGCCAUAUCCAUCACCCAUCUACAUAUGAACCCCUUCGAGGUGGUACGUCUGCACGAGCUGCUGGAGAUAUUUUUGCUGUAUCUUGAUCUGCACCCAGUGGUCCGCUGAUCCAUUUCAUCCCACGGCAACCAAGAACAUCAAUUCAAUCCAUUCGGGACCUUCCUGAGCGGUCAGGAGUGGCGCCUUUGACUUUUUUUGCCCCGGUUCUUUGCAGUUCUGGUGCUGGUGAGCACAUUCGAGGCACUUUUGACCAAAUUAGGAUGUUCUUAGGAUCACAACCUUCACCUUUUCAAACAUGUGACCCAAAGACUUGACUGUGAUUCUUAGUUGGUCAUGACCAAGAACUUGCUGUUUCCUCUCCUAUGAAGCUUGAAACAUCAACAAUGGUCAGGUUCACUCGCUCGGUUGGCUGGAUGUUCCAGUUACCCGCUCACACAGGGCAGUUGUAGCCUAGUGGUUAAGGUACUGGACUAGUAAUCGAAAGCUCGCAUAUUCAAGCCCCAUUACUGCCAGGUUGCCCCUGUUGGACCCUUGAGCAAGGCCCUUAAGUCUCAAUUGCUUAGACUGUAUACUGUCACCGUACUGUAAGUCGCUAAAUUCGAAUCUCAGCUCUGUUACCGGUCGGUGCCCCCUAGUGGGCAGUGCAGAAGAUAAAAUCAGCCACUAGUCUGCUGGCUGGGAAAAGACCGUGGUCUUCGAUGCUGUAUAAGGACCCCGAACCUACUGUUCCUGUGAAGAGUCAUGCGCGAGCCUGACCACCGGUCUAUCCUACUCGGAUGCAAUCAAGGUGCCCAGCCGGAAGACUAAUUGGCUAGGACAGGGGGGAACUGGGACGCCACUUUAUCCAAAUCUGCGGUGCUAUCGACCCGGCCGGGCGUCUGACCUGAUACCAAUGGCUAAGAUUUCGGAACGGGUCGGGCGAAUGCCAAGUGGACU
Trichomycterus rosablanca is the source of this 4487-nucleotide messenger RNA. It is a transcript of the gene ssh1a, whose product is annotated as slingshot protein phosphatase 1a. NCBI's taxonomy places the organism in Eukaryota, Metazoa, Chordata, Actinopteri, Siluriformes, Trichomycteridae. The record is from RefSeq and is a predicted model, not a curated record. The coding region runs from base 5 to 2899 and encodes 964 amino acids. Gene Ontology annotation, biological process: negative regulation of actin filament polymerization; protein dephosphorylation; actin cytoskeleton organization. The transcript is spliced from 16 exons. Gene Ontology annotation, cellular component: cytoplasm. Gene Ontology annotation, molecular function: actin binding; protein tyrosine/serine/threonine phosphatase activity.